GCCCUAAAAUUAUUUCACACCCGACAGAGCUCUGAAUAUUUCUUCAAUGGCGGAAGUACAGAUUGGGAAAACCUAUCCAGUAAAAUCAAGACUAAAACCAAAAUCAAAGAAACCCACAUCAACAACAGAAUCAAAAUACUGGAAAAAAUCAUACAAAACCACUCAAAUCCCCAACCUAAUUUACCCAAUCACAUCCAUCGAUUUCUCCCCUUUAACAAAUGAUUUCAUCACAACUUAUUCAGCUUCAGCAACACUCUACAGCUCACAAACCUUGGAACCCACUUCUAAAUUUACUUCCUUUAAUGAUGUAGCAUACUCUGCUAGUUACCGUCAUGAUGGGAAACUUGUUGCUUUUGGUGGUGAAUCAGGAGAUGUUCAAGUUUUUGAUCUUAAAACUCGAUCAGCACUUCGUCGAUUGAAAGGUCAUUAUCGUUCUGUUCGUUGUGUUAAGUAUCCCAAAUUUGAUAAUCUUCAUUUGUUUUCAGGAGGUGAUGAUACAUUUGUUAAGUAUUGGGAUGUGGCUUCUGAAACUGAGUUGCUUAGUUUCCAGGGUCAUAAAGAUUAUGUAAGGUCUGGGGCAUCGUCUCCCGUAAGCUCUGAUUUGUUUGUUACUGGUUCAUAUGAUCAUACAGUUAAGUUAUGGGAUACUAGGGUUUCGUCUAUGAAUUCUACUAUGAAUAUUAACCAUGGUAAGCCUGUUGAGGAUGUGAUAUUUUUACCAUUUGGUAGUUUAUUAGCUACUGCUGGUGGUAAUUCUGUCAAAAUUUGGGAUGUUACUAGUGGAGGGAAAUUAAUUUAUGCUAUGGAAAGUCAUAAUAAGACUGUGACUUCGAUUUGUGUUGGUAAAAUUUUGAAAGAUGGGAGUCCAGAGUCUGAUGAGAGUAGACUUUUAAGUGUUGGGUUAGAUGGGUAUAUGAAAGUGUUUGACUAUUCGGCUUUAAAGAUUACACAUUCCAUGAGGUAUCCUGCGCCGUUGUUGUCUGUUGGUGUUUCCAGUGAUUCGUCUGUGAGGGUUAUUGGUACUUCUAAUGGUGUUAUUUAUGCUGGUAAAAAGAAAAAGAAGGAUGUCGAUGGUGUUAGUGGAAAGGAGUUGGGGGAAUAUAGUAUUAGUUCAGUACCAGAGAAGCGAGCUUUGAGGCCGACCAAUUUCCGAUACUUUGAACGAAGUCAAAGCGAGAAACCUUCUCGAGGAGAUUACCUGAUUAAGAGACAAGCGAAAGUGAAGGUAACUGAACAUGAUAAGCUUUUGAGGAAGUUUAGGCAUAAGGAAGCUUUGGUAACUGUGUUGAAUGGGAAGUCGCCACAUGAUAUGGUGGCAGUAAUGGAAGAAUUGGUUGCAAGGAAGAAGUUGUUAAAGUGCGUUUCUAAUCUGGACGAAGAUGAACUUGGUUUGUUAUUGAAUGUCUUGCAUAAAUAUUGUACCGUGCCUAGAUAUGCUGGUUUCUUAAUUGGAUUAACAAAGCGAGUUGCACAGAUGCGAGCUGAAGAUAUUAAAAGUUCUUAUACUUUGAAGGGAUAUGUUCGGAAUAUUAAGCGUUCACUCAUGGAAGAAAUAAGUAUACAAAAUUCCUUGCAAGAGAUUCAAGGUAUUAUUUCGCCAUUGCUGAGGAGUGCAGAAAAAGCUUUUGGUAACUAGCCUGUUCAUUUCGUGAGGGAGUAUUAUGGUGGCAAGAUGGAAGUGGAGCUGUUUGUGCUGCAGUUGCCAGUUAUGUAUUCUCUCAUAGAAACUGUUAGAUAUCUGAGAUGGAUGUUAUGGUUGGUCUCGGAAUAUCCUUACAGGUGGAUGUGAGUGCUCAUUACGAUUUGUUAUGUGCUGUAGCUAAUAUCCACUGUUUCCCAACCCAACCAAAUUUAUUCUCUUCUUUACUAGUUGUUAAAUUUGUGCUGCAGUUGCCAGUUAUGUAUUCUGUCAUAGAAACUGUUAGAUAUCUGAGAUGGAUGUUAUGCUUGGUCUCGGAAUAUCCUUACAGGUGGAUGUGAGUGCUCAUUACGAUUUGUUAUGAGGUGUAGCUAAUAUCCACUGUUUCCCGACCCAACCAAAUUUAUUCUCUUCUUUACUAGUUGUUAAAUUUCUCAGAUAACUCACUAAACUAGGGUUUCAUGUUUGACUCUGUUUGCUAACCCUUCAUCAAACUUGAAAGAUUAUUUGGCAUUU
Molecule: messenger RNA, 2155 nt
Organism: Papaver somniferum (opium poppy)
Lineage: Eukaryota; Viridiplantae; Streptophyta; Magnoliopsida; Ranunculales; Papaveraceae
Product: protein SLOW WALKER 1-like
Exons: 2
Coding region: 47-1636 (529 amino acids)
Biological process (GO): rRNA processing; positive regulation of transcription by RNA polymerase I
Cellular component (GO): nucleolus
Molecular function (GO): protein binding
Source: RefSeq, a predicted model, not a curated record